GGUGCCGAAUCUCAUUAAAUAAUUCAUUGAAUGGCGCUGUCGAGCUGAGCACUUGAGAGCCCCCGCAGCCGCAGUACGACUCCAAAGCUGCAACUACCUUUUUGAACUCCUCGCGAGUCACCCACCGGCCAAUACCGAGACCAACCUGAGAGGGAGAGGAGAGGGAGAGAUGGUUGGGGGAGGAGGGGGAGGGGCGCUGCGGCGGGUGGGCAAGUACGAGGUGGGGCGGACCAUCGGGGAGGGGACGUUCGCCAAGGUCAAGUUCGCGCAGAACACGGAGACAGGGGAGAGCGUCGCCAUGAAGGUGCUCGAUCGCUCCUCCAUCCUCAAGCACAAGAUGGUGGAUCAGAUCAAGAGAGAGAUAUCCAUAAUGAAGCUUGUGAGGCAUCCCAAUGUGGUCAGAUUACAUGAGGUUUUGGCGAGCCGAAAGAAGAUAUUUAUAAUCUUGGAGUUCAUCACUGGUGGUGAACUAUUUGACAAAAUUAUUCGUCAUGGGAGACUCAGUGAAGCGGAUGCACGUAAAUACUUUCAGCAGCUUAUUGAUGGUGUUGAUUUUUGCCACAGCAAAGGAGUCUACCAUCGAGAUCUAAAGCCUGAAAAUCUUCUCCUUGAUUCCCAAGGAAAUCUUAAAAUUUCAGACUUUGGACUCAGUGCAUGGCCUGCACAGGGAGCUGCCCUUCUACGUACUACCUGUGGAACCCCAAACUAUGUUGCCCCAGAGGUUCUUAGUCAUAAAGGAUAUGAUGGAGCACUUGCUGAUACAUGGUCAUGUGGAGUUAUUCUAUAUGUCCUGUUGGCAGGUUAUCUUCCCUUCGAUGAAGUAGAUUUGACUACCCUUUAUGGGAAGAUUGAGAGCGCAGAAUAUUCAUUCCCAGCUGUGUUUCCAAGUGGUGCUAAGUCACUGAUACGCAGAAUUCUGGAUCCUAGCCCAGAUACACGAAUCAGGAUAAAAGAGAUCAGAAAGGAUGAAUGGUUUAAGAAAAAUUAUGAACCUGCCAGGGAAGUAGAAAAUGAAGAAGUAAAUCUCGAUGAUGUUAAUGCAGCUUUUGAUGAUCCUGAGGAGGACAAUGAACAUACUUUUGACGAUGAAGCAGGCCCUUUGACGCUCAAUGCAUUCGAUCUAAUUAUUCUAUCUCAAGGGUUGAACCUUUCGGCCCUAUUUGAUCGCCGACAGGACUAUGGCAAGCUUCAAAAUAGAUUUUUAUCACGCAAACCAGCAAAUGUUAUAUUGUCAAGUAUGGAGGUUGUUGCUCAAUCCAUGGGGUUGAAGACACAUAUUCGCAAUUAUAAGAUGAGGGUGGAAGGUCCAAAUGCGAACAAGACUAGCCAUCUCACAAUUAUGCUUCAAAUUUUUGAAGUUGCCCCAUCAAUCUUUAUGGUGGAACUAGAGAGAUCUGCUGGAGAAACUUCAGAGUAUAAUAAGUUCGUAAACAACUACUGCUCCAAAUUAGAUGAUAUCAUCUGGAAAGUUUCUGCUGAGAAGGGAAAAUCUAGGACAUCCCGGCUAUCGAAGCGCUAACUUAUGCACCUAUUACAAUUUAACUGUAACCAUGUGGGUUUGCUGCAGGUAUUGCGUAUUGCUGUUUCGUUUGGGUUACGUACAUCACGGGCUUGGCUAAUGAGUGUACUAGUGCAGCUUAUCAUAAUUGAUCUAUGAUCUUUUAGUUAUAUACUACCCUGACCUAAAACGUCUUAUAUUUGUUUACGGAGAGAGGGGGAGAUUGUGUUUAGUGCCAUGAUUGUAUACUACGACUAGUCGAGUCUGCUUGUACAAAGAGGUCCAUCUAGUAGUUCCGACAUGUCAGUUUUCAUGUACAGAAAUGUGUCAAACAAACUGUACUUCACUUGUC
This is a messenger RNA of Triticum dicoccoides, 1850 nucleotides long. Its product is annotated as CBL-interacting protein kinase 8-like. The transcript is spliced from 14 exons. Gene Ontology annotation, biological process: protein phosphorylation; signal transduction. NCBI's taxonomy places the organism in Eukaryota, Viridiplantae, Streptophyta, Magnoliopsida, Poales, Poaceae. Gene Ontology annotation, molecular function: protein serine/threonine kinase activity; ATP binding. Bases 170 to 1519 code for a protein of 449 amino acids. The record is from RefSeq and is a predicted model, not a curated record.